AAUUCACUGGUACAAAUGAAAUUGAAAGCAUUGAAAAUAUUUCUACAGAGCCUAUUCUUGAGUCAGAACUAGAAGAGCUAAAUUCUACAAACUAUCUUUUGAUAACUUCAUCUAUAAAACUAUGUGUUGGAACCCAGUUUAAAUUAUGGGAUAUUGCUGAAUAUUAUUUGAAGGAAUAUGGAAGGUAA
Messenger RNA from Dentiscutata erythropus, 188 nucleotides. The record is from the annotation of a GenBank genome assembly. Lineage: Eukaryota; Fungi; Glomeromycota; Glomeromycetes; Diversisporales; Gigasporaceae.